Lachancea mirantina is the source of this 1425-nucleotide messenger RNA. The record is from the annotation of a GenBank genome assembly. NCBI's taxonomy places the organism in Eukaryota, Fungi, Ascomycota, Saccharomycetes, Saccharomycetales, Saccharomycetaceae.
AUGAAAGGCAGUCUGUUCGAAGAAAACGACUACGCCAAGCUGGGCAAGGCCCAGGAGCGUGAAGACGUCCCAAUCGAGACGCUCGAGUCCUCCGAGGGCUCAGAAACCGAAGACGAACAUCAAAUCAAGUACCGCACGUGCUCGUGGCAGCACACGACGGGCCUGAUGUUGUCCGAGUACAUCGUGCUUGCCAUCAUGUCUUUCCCUUGGUCCUACUCUGUGCUGGGGCUUGUGCCGGGUAUCAUUCUGACGAUUUUCGUCGCAACGACGGUGCUAUAUACGGGACUCACCAUCAUCGAAUACUGCGAAAGAUUCCCGCAUCUGAAAAACAUAUGCGAUAUCGGCCAGCACCUGUUCUGGGGCCACAGAUGGGCGUGGUACGCGACCGCGGUGUGCUUCUUGCUGAACAACACGCUCAUCCAGGGCCUGCACGUGCUCGUGGGCGCCAAGUACCUCAACACGAUUACGGACCAUUCCCAGUGCUCGGUGUCCUUCGGAGUGAUCGCCGCCUGCAUCUCGCUCGUGUUCUCGGUACCGCGCACGUUCUCGUCGCUGUCGAACGUGGGCUAUUUUUCUGCGUGCACCAUGUUCAUCGCGGUCGUGCUUGCGAUGAUCUUUGCGGGCGUCCAGUCGCACCCUUACGGGUACGACGGCACGCCUGUGACGUUUCGGGCGUUCCCGAAAAAGGACACUUCCUACAUCGACGCCAUGGGCGCCUUCUUGAACAUCGUGUACACGUUUGUGGGCCAAAUCACGUACCCGCAGUUUAUCUCCGAGAUGCAGAACCCACGUGACUUCCGCAAAGUGCUGUGGAUCGUCACCUCGAUCGAGGUGGUGAUUUUCACGCUUGCCGGUAGCAUCAUGUACGUCUACGUGGGCAACGAGUACGUGACCGCGCCGGCGUUCGGGUCGCUGACAAGGGCGUACAAGAUCAUCUCGUUCACGUUUGCCGUGCCCACCAUCGUUUUCGCCGGGGCUCUGUACUCGAACGUGUCUGCGCGGUUUCUGUUUUUCAACAUUUUCAAAAACUCGAAGCACAGACACUCGCACACGAUUACCGGCUGGGCAACCUGGGUCGGCUUGCUUGUCAUCACGUGGAUCUGCGCUUUUGUCAUCGCAGAGGUGAUUCCCUUUUUCUCUGACUUGUUGUCGCUGAUGUCGUCCCUCUUUGACUGCUGGUUCGGUUUCGUUUUUUGGGGGAUGGCCUUCUUCAAGAUCAAGCGGCUGGAACUCGGCAACGGCAAGAACUUCUACCGGAACCUGUCUCGCGUCGACAAAGUGCACUACUUUAUCUCAUGGUUUUUGAUAGCGACGGGCCUCUACAUCUUGGGUCCGGGGCUUUACGCUGUCAUCAAAAGCAUCAUUUUGAACUACGAGUCCGGCGCCUACGGCACCGUGUUCAGUUGCACCUCCAACGGUUUGUGA